This is a messenger RNA of Auanema sp. JU1783, 600 nucleotides long. The record is from the annotation of a GenBank genome assembly. Lineage: Eukaryota; Metazoa; Nematoda; Chromadorea; Rhabditida; Rhabditidae.
AUGGCCCGCCGUCCCUACGAUCUUCUUUUUAAGCUUUUGCUUAUUGGAGACUCAGGAGUGGGAAAAACAUGUAUUUUAUACAGAUUUAGUGACGAUGCCUUCAAUACAACUUUCAUUUCAACGAUUGGCAUUGACUUCAAAAUCAAAACCAUCGAGUUGCGAGGGAAGAAGAUAAAACUCCAAAUUUGGGAUACGGCUGGUCAAGAAAGGUUCCAUACAAUCACUACCUCAUACUACAGAGGAGCUAUGGGAAUCAUGCUUGUCUAUGAUAUUACUAAUAUUAAGAGUUUUGACAAUAUAGCAAAAUGGCUAAGGAAUAUUGAUGAGCACGCCUCUGAAGAUGUAGUUAAGAUGUUACUUGGAAAUAAAUGCGAUAUGACGGAAAGAAGAGUUGUAACCAAGGAGAGAGGUGAACAAAUCGCUAGUGAUCAUAACAUUAGGUUUUUGGAAACAUCAGCGAAAGCAAACAUUCACAUAGAUACUGCUUUCUAUGAAUUAGCUGAGGCCAUUCUGGAUAAGACUCCAAACCAGCCGGAGGAACCGCGCGUUACCGUCAAUCCUCUAGAUGGUGGAAGAAGUACCGGCGGUGGAUGUUGCUGA